CGAUUAACAUCUCCUAGGAUCGUUCGAAGGCAACGACCUUGCUGAAACGGCUCUUCGGGGGCCUCUUCGCUUCUCGGGCCUGGGCUACGAGCGACGCACUAAUCAAGCGCUAUCGCACCCAUCGGCGAGCAUCGGUUUUUGCUAGCUUUUGCGCAGAAGCUUGGAAGCUGCGUAGACGUGCUGAGGGUGCCGACGAGUGUGGUUGGUGUUUUUUUUUGUGAAGAAAAAGAUCGGAAACAAAGGAGAAAAGCAGUUUUAUUUGUUUGUAGGGAAGGAUUCUAGGAAAGAAAAUGCGUGCGAUUUGUGUGCUUCUUUGUUUGUUUGUAACGAUUCUUCCUGUUGCUAUUGGAGCUCCAAUAGGCGACGAUCUAGUUAGCUACGAGAACGUGCAUACCGAUAAUGGAUAUCGGUUCUCCUACGAAACAAAGGAUGGACAGGCACGGGAAGAGGUCGGUACGAUCGACCCGAGCACGGGGGUGCUGACGGUGACGGGUUGGUACAGCUACCGCACGCCAGAUGGCGCCACGCAGCGUGUUGAUUUUGUUGCGGAUGAAAAUGGCUAUCGAAUCGUUGACCAACCGCCAAACGUUGUGGCACAAUUCAUACCGAUGGUUGUUGCUGGUUCACCUAUCGAUAAGACGGUGUUGCUAUCGCUUGUCGGAUAGGGAAUUACUUUUCUUGGAACGUUGCAGGAAAAACAAUUAAUUUUUAAUAGCAAUAUGUUACAACACAGAAGCUAACAAUUGUCAAACAAUAGAUAGAAAUAAGUAAUAGUUCGCUUUAAAUAGAUUAUCAAAGAGGCUGAAGCUAGGGUUGUUUUCGAUAAGAAGUUAUGAUAUCAGCUUAUCAUAUGGAUAAUUAUUCAUAAUAUUUAAUACGCAUGACAUCACAAAUGUGUGAAUAAAUUUAAUUAAAAAAAAUAUCAAGACCCUCUUAACGGAUAUUUUGAAAGGUUCGUCGCUUGUUUCCGUCAGGAGUCUUUUGAUUAUAGUUUUGAAAUAGUGGCAGUAGUUUUGCAUGACCUAGUCUGGAAGUUUCAUGAAUUAUUCAAUAAUUUAACAUUUGUGUUUUCUUCUAUCCAUUUCAAAAAUGAUAUAAUUACAGAAACUCUUCUUAAGCUGCUUAAUACGAUUAGCAAUACCAUAAGGCUAUUAUUCAAAAUUUGAGGAUAGCAAAAACGAAGAACGUUGCAAAAAAAGGGGGAACGACCAACAUUAAGCAACCUGUCCCUCUCAGUAGCAAUAACGAUCAUCGUGCAAUUGAGCGUUACCUCGCGAGAUCGUCUGCCGGGAUCAUUGAAACGUACCCACCGAACCUCUCUUAAGAUUGGUCCGAAGGUAAUGACCUUUCUGGCAUGGCUUGGGGGAUCUUCGCGUCUCGCCUGGGACGCAUUAAUCAUUUGUGAAUCUGACCCCUCGGUGGGCAUCAGUUUCGCUAGAUUUUGCAAAAGCUUUGAAGCUGUGUAGACGUGUGAAAGGUGCUGACGAGUGUGGUUUAUGUUAGCGCAGUGCGAAAUUUGUGAGUGAUAUUAGAAGAGUUUGGGAGCUUGCUUAUACUGCACAGGAAGGAUUCUAGUGAAGAAAAUGCGUGUGAUUUAUGUGUUUCUUAUCGUGUGUGCCACGUUAACUUCUUUUAUAAUUGGAGCUCCAAUAGGUGACGAUCUAGUCAGCUACGAAAACGUGCAAAUCGAGGAUGGAUAUCGUUUCUCCUACGAAACAAAGGAUGGACAGGCACGGGAAGAGGUCGGUACGAUCGACCCAAGCACGGGCGUGUUGCGCGUGACGGGUUGGUACAGCUACUACACACCAGAUGGCGUUAUGCAUCGUGUUGAUUUUGUUGCGGAUGAAAAUGGCUAUCGAGUCGAAAGCAAACCGUCGUCCGUUGAGGAAGAAUUCACACCAAACGUUGAAGCUGGUCCUAUCGAUAGGACGGUGCUGCUAUCACUUGUUGGAUAGGGAUAUCUUAUAAUCUGAAUUUAAUUGAAACAUUGCUACAAAUGCUAUUGAUAUUAUCAACGACAGGCAACAUCUGCAACGAAAAUGCUAUUAGCUCAGUAUGAUAAAAAAGCGUCAAAAAUGCAUUA
Molecule: messenger RNA, 2083 nt
Organism: Anopheles merus
Lineage: Eukaryota; Metazoa; Arthropoda; Insecta; Diptera; Culicidae
Product: larval cuticle protein 65Ag1-like
Exons: 5
Coding region: 1584-1955 (123 amino acids)
Cellular component (GO): chitin-based extracellular matrix
Molecular function (GO): structural constituent of chitin-based larval cuticle
Source: RefSeq, a predicted model, not a curated record